Molecule: messenger RNA, 878 nt
Organism: Lolium perenne
Lineage: Eukaryota; Viridiplantae; Streptophyta; Magnoliopsida; Poales; Poaceae
Product: NADH dehydrogenase [ubiquinone] iron-sulfur protein 1, mitochondrial
Source: RefSeq, a predicted model, not a curated record
GUCAGGCCCCAGUGCGUAGCAGCGGCCUCCACUUGCACCCGAGAGAUUCAAAUCGCGAGCGCCCCCAUCUCCACCCAAGGGCACGAGGUCUCCCCACUCCGCGCGAUCCAAAUCGCCCCGCCUCCGCCUCCGCCGCCCCCGCCGCCGCCAUGGCCUUCCUCGCGCGGGCGCUCCGCCACUCCAAGCCCUACUUCUCAUCAUGCAACCCGUCGGUGGCCGCCUCCUAUCGCUGGAUCUCCCCUACUGCCGCCUCGGGGUUGCCGGAGGCCGGCGCGGCCGUCGCGCCCACCGACCCGGAGCUGCCGCCGCAGGAGCCCGUCGGCGACACGCGUGUCGAGCUGCCCAGCAACCUGGAGGACGUCCUCGAGGUGUUCGUCGAUGGGCACGCCGUCAAGGGCUCCUGCGAGGUCGCCGGCAUCGACAUCCCGUGAUUCUGCUACCACAACCGACUCUCCAUCGCCGGGAACUGCAGCAUGUGCCUCGUGGAGGUCGAGAAGUCGCCGAAGCCCGUCGCCUCAUGCGCCAUGCCAGCGCUCCCAGGUAGGUAGCAGCAGGCGUUGCACGGAAGACAGCAUGCGACAUCGACCAUUUCCUGGGGUACCUUGAGGGCAUAUUAGAUCCCCUCCUCAUCAAGCGAGUGGCCUAACCAUCCAUGAUAUCAGACAUUUCCAUCUUCACUAUGUCAUUAGGAGUUUUUCCUAACUACUGUAACCAUCCAUUGGUUUCUUAUGAAUCUACAUUAUCACUUUCAUACUGCCAACUUAGAAUUUUGGUAUUUCUUCCAUUCUUUUGUUGCUUUUGGCAGAAUUAGCAAGUUUAUUUACACAUUUGUAACCAGGAUGUCUGUUUGGACGUUGGAGCAUGAUAAUUUGCUUUAA